AUGCUCCAUCGACUCAAGAUUUCCCCAAGCGAAUAUGACAAUGUUGGUUCAGCGGCGUAUGGCCAAGGGGCUCAGUUCUAUCAAGAUGCACCGCUCCCGCCGUCCCAUUCAUCUCCUUCUUAUUCAGCAAGGGACUUUGCGACAGUCCCUAUUUCAUCGAUGUCUUCUAUGCCAUCUGGUACAGCAGCACCGACUGCCGCAUCCGCCGCCGCCGCUGUCCCAGUAACAGCGUCUGCAGCAACUCCAUCACGUUCGGCCGUUAUUCCACCCACUUCAUUACCCACUAGUGCAGGUGCAGCUGCGCCUGCACCUGCUCCGUACCCUGCUAGUCGUACGCGCGGGGCAGCUGACAAUGUCGUAGGCAUGUCUGGUCCGGCUACUCGCCCGCCUCGCUCUACGGCUGAUGCUCAGCAAAUGCCAGCAGCAGCUCCGACGCCAGCCUGGCGUCGGUCUGCUGCCGCGUCACAAACUCCUGGCGCGUAUUAUGAAGCAGACCCUGAUUUACUUACCACAACGUAUGAAGACACCUGGGCAAGUGCCGAUAGUCCUUAUGGGCGUGCAGGCGUUGGUCGCGUCACUGACGAUGAUCCGCCACCACCCAGAGCCGUCCACAUGCAGCCAGGUCAAGUGUAUACAAAUGUGUCGCCGCUGGGUGCAUUCACUCAUAUGUAA
Molecule: messenger RNA, 672 nt
Organism: Malassezia globosa CBS 7966
Lineage: Eukaryota; Fungi; Basidiomycota; Malasseziomycetes; Malasseziales; Malasseziaceae
Exons: 1
Coding region: 1-672 (223 amino acids)
Source: RefSeq, a predicted model, not a curated record